Papaver somniferum (opium poppy) is the source of this 966-nucleotide messenger RNA. RefSeq lists its product as uncharacterized. The coding region runs from base 1 to 966 and encodes 321 amino acids. NCBI's taxonomy places the organism in Eukaryota, Viridiplantae, Streptophyta, Magnoliopsida, Ranunculales, Papaveraceae. The transcript has 2 exons. The record is from RefSeq and is a predicted model, not a curated record.
AUGCAUCAUAAACAUGUGAAGUUACUUUCAAAAACUUUGGGGAUUAAAUUUCUGAGUAGUUCUGAAAAGUACCUUGACACUCCUUUAUUUGUUAAAAGGGAUAAAACUAAGUCUUUCCAGUUUCUUAUUGAUAAGUUCUAUACUAGAUUGAGUAAUUAUAAGAGAACUAAUCUUAAUGGUGCUGGUAGAACAGUUGUUACUAAGCAUGUUCUUUCUAGCUUAGAUGUUUAUCAUAUGUCGUGUUUUCCAUUCCAUAAAAAAAUUACUUCAAAAAUUGAUUCGAUUCAGAGAACCUUUUGGUGGUCGAAGAAAAACCCAAGGCGAGCUACUUAUUUUUGUUCUUGGAAUGAUAUUGAUAAAGCUGCUGAUAGUUCUUCUUGGAUCUGGAAAGGUAUAGUUAAAGGUUUGGUUUUCUUAAAAGCUAAUAUUGUGAGUAAGAUUAAUGAUGGUACUUCUACGAAAAUCUGGUCUUCAAAUUGGUUACCUUUUAGUAAUUCACCACCGGUUUGGAUUAGUCCUAAUUUUAAUGAUUACACUUUUGUUAGUGAGCUUAUAGAUGUUCAGAAUAACAAUUGGAAUAUUGGGCUUUUAAUCUCUUUGUUUUCUCCUGAUGAUGUUAUAAAGAUCAGGUCUCUAAGAAUUAAUAUUAAUGAAAAAGAUAGCAUUAUGUGGGAUCAUACAAAAAGUAGUGCUUUUACUAUUAAGACAACUUACAACAUUUAUAUGAAUGAGUCUAGUUCAGUUGAAGUAACUUCUUUUUGGAAAAAAGUUUGGUCUUUAGAUUGUCUUCCAAAGAUUAAAUUCUUUAUGUGGAAAGUUUUUGCACAGAUGUUACCAGUAAAUUUUAUCCUUAUGAUUUAUAAUCCUGUUGUUGAUGACUGCUGCCCAUUAUGUAGAAAUGAUGUUGAAUCUAUUAUACACUUGUUCUUUUUUUGCCCUAUUGCUGCAACAUUUGGUUGUUACUGA